AUGCCUCAUUCCACUGCCGACCCUAGACAAAGUCCUCGACACCUGUCCGAUAUCAUCGGCGUGUAUCCUAACUAUGAUCAUGAUUGUGUGGGAAUGGCUGUGACCCAAGGCCGACGGUGUCGGCUCAGCACGAAUGCUAUGAAUCGAGCACAUGCCAGUCGGCUUCUUGACGAAGGCACCCGCCUCAUACAACUAGGCCAACGGAACAUUGACAACAUUUUGGAAGCGUUGGCUCCCUUGCUUCUCUGCAGACGCUGGCAUCAAAACCAAGCAGCCGACGUCGUGCGCGAAUGGUCAAAAAAGGUGGAGAAAGAUCAAAGGAGAUCUCAAAACGCUACUACUGGUUCUGUUACUUCCCCUGCUAGGAGUCAACAGUCCGGUGGCAGGGAAUCCCUAGCCCGAGAAUCAAGGGAAUUGCGUAAUCCGUCUAGCUUUACCACGGACGCUCGAUUUUCAUCGUCACCGUACACGAGCCCAGAAGACCUUCCAGAUAACAUCCAAGUAUUGUUUCGGCUACUGCAAAGAGUAUCUCAAACAGCACCUGUAUCACCCAAUGCUUCAUCGAGAACUGAGAGCACGGGUCGUUCACUGUCAUCAGCAGAGCCCGUUGUUGCAAGAAAUGAGCGCACAUCGAAUGCAACUCGGCAAAGCAGUGGGCACUCAUUAGAGCGACAAAGAACACUAAGAGAGGCAGUGACUAGCUCUCAACAGACUAUAGAAAUCGACCGAGGCAUGAACCCUCCAUCUCAAUCAUUGAGAGUAGCUAGUACGCGAAAUACUACCGAAACGCCAACCACAGCCCAACAGACUAGUUCUCAAGAACCAGUCGCAUCUCCAUCAACAACAGAAACAUCAAACCGCCAACGAAGGCAACAGGUCCCGACAGAACGAAGAGAAGUAGUUCGCAAACCCAUUGAAGGAGAAUGCCAUAUUUGUUUCUUGUCAUUGCGAGAUAUUGAAGAACCGGCAGCACAAGAAGAGGAGGAGGCGGAGGAAGAACAACCCCACGCAGACAACACAGCGACCACUGAGUCUGUAUCAAAUGAUCCAAAAGAACUGGUUUGGUACAUAGCUCCCGCGUGUUACGAUAUCAGAAACUUGUAA
This is a messenger RNA of Talaromyces atroroseus, 1104 nucleotides long. RefSeq lists its product as hypothetical. NCBI's taxonomy places the organism in Eukaryota, Fungi, Ascomycota, Eurotiomycetes, Eurotiales, Trichocomaceae. The record is from RefSeq and is a predicted model, not a curated record. The transcript is spliced from 2 exons. The coding region runs from base 1 to 1104 and encodes 367 amino acids.